CCAGUCCCAUAAAAAGGACGGAGACUGGGUCCUAGGCACCAGGCAAAUCCUUGGACUGCUCAGCAGAACAGAAGUCACGAUGGCACAGAGCACCAAGAUCCAGGCUGCCUGUCUCCUGCUUCUCCUCAUCGCCAGCCUGACCAGCAGCACCCUUCUCCAGCAGCUGGUGAGACAGCCUGAAGCCCUACAGCCUCGGCACAGGACAGAAGCCAGGGCCGACAUGUCGUUCCUGCUCCCAAAUCGAAAGAAGCGAGACACCAACUUCCCAAUCUGCCUUUUCUGUUGUGGAUGCUGUAAUAAAAGUCAACCAUGUGGCUUCUGUUGCAAAACAUAGAGCCGUGUGCCCCAAUCAACACCCCCCAGCCUCCCCACAGCCCCCUGUUUAUUUAUAAGCUUGAAAUAAAGGUGAUGAUUUAAUUUUAAACUACA
Messenger RNA from Peromyscus leucopus (white-footed mouse), 429 nucleotides. It is a transcript of the gene Hamp, whose product is annotated as hepcidin antimicrobial peptide. NCBI's taxonomy places the organism in Eukaryota, Metazoa, Chordata, Mammalia, Rodentia, Cricetidae. Gene Ontology annotation, cellular component: extracellular region. Gene Ontology annotation, biological process: intracellular iron ion homeostasis. The record is from RefSeq and is a predicted model, not a curated record. The coding region runs from base 80 to 334 and encodes 84 amino acids. The transcript is spliced from 3 exons.